AAAUCUGUAUUCCUCUCUUGUCUUAACUUGCAGGGUAAAUAAUUUGCUCGAGAAGAGCCAAAGUGGGUUCUUAGUGGAAAAUCUAUGUAGUACAGAGAUGAGUGGCCUUAAAAGUUGAAGUGAGUUGGUGUUAUUGGCAUGGUAUGUGUUGGACAGCCCAACCUUGUGAACCGUGAUGGGUGCGUGGGCCGUGGAUGGAUUUCAUGUCUGUGGCGGAUCGGACUAGGAGCCCCAGGGCGGUGGGGCAGCCAGGCAGCUCGAUGGGGCUGAAGGACAGUGUCCUGGUUCAAAAGGAUAUAUAGGCAGGGGAUGCUUGCCACUCUCCAGACUGGCUCCUGGUGAGGGCAUGAAGAGCUGCUUGAGAGGAGGCAAGAGAGUCAGGCUGUUACAUCUCAUACAGGGUACCACAGGUGAGGUACCACAGGUGAGGUACCACAGGUGAGGUACCACAGGUGAGGUACCACAGGUGAGGUACCACAGGUGAGGUACUGCAGGAGAACUGGUGAGUUAUUGUCCUGAAGAGGAUUGCUUUUAAAUUGGGUCUGGUGUGUUCUUUUAAAAAAUUGUGUCUAGUUGGUGUACAAGUUUCGAUUGUUGUUUAAUGAUUGAUUACAAAGACUGCAUUUUCUACUUGCUUCCAAGUGGUGGAUUCUCUGCAGUUCAAGUGAGGGGCAGACAUGUUCUUCAAGUUUUUAAAUGGUGGAGCAGAGUAGUUUUUACAAUCUGACAAAUAUUCUCACUGUGUGCCAAGUAAAAAAAAAAAGAAAAAUGUUGAUCUGAGAACCAUUCCACACACAUCUCUGCUUCAGAGUUGAUAGUGUUGGUUAUUGUUGACCAGGGACGCUGUUAAUUGGAUCACACGGUGGGUCGUCCAUGUUAGGCAGUAGAUUGGACAUUGAUCCAUCGUGUGGUUUGGUCAGAGCAAAGCAGACCGGUGGAAAACAUGUCAGUGGUCCUCUAAUCUGAGAAACUAUUCAUUUACUCUCCUCUCUGUCCUCUAUGCCCUCUCUGCCCUCUCUGUCCUCUAUGUCCUCUCUGCCCUCUCUGCCCUCUCUGUCCUCUCUGUCCUCUCUGUCGUCUCUGUCCUCUCUGCCCUCUCUGUCCUCUCUGUCCUCUAUGUCCUCUCUGUCCUCUCUGCCACUUAUCUUCUAAUUCCAAUCCCUGUUUUAUUAAAACUGUGAGGAUGACAUCGAAAACCUGGUUGGGAUGACUUGGAAAUCCUUUUUGGGAGAACACUGAUACAAACUCGUAGAAGAACCUUGCAAGGCCUUGCUCUGAACUCUGAGUGUUAGUAGAUGGCAGAGUGUACUAUAGCCCCAGUAGCAAUGGAGGACAGUGACCAUGAGGCUCACUCAUCAUCAGAUGACCUGGACUCCGCCCCGCCAUCCCCUGACCACACCAGGGACCACCACCAUGAGCCCGAACAGCACUCAAGCCAUUACAAGGAUGAUUCUGAAGACUCUGAGUUGGAGAACAUCAUGCAACAAGACCCCCACCACAGCGGGGACCACCCUCACCCGCCUCUGGGCGGCUAUGAGCACAGCCCCGACCAUGAGCACUCCCACCCGGUGGACAGGGAGGCAGAGGGUGGUGACACCCCCGGAACGCCCACCUUUUUGCGGCCCCCCACGGCGGGUGGCAGGGCCCAGUCAGACAACCAGGGCGUAGGGAGGCUGCAGUUGGGUGGAUGUGGGAUGGUGGAUCACUAUGACAUGCAGUCUCCCCUCAGUCCCACCAGGCCCAAGAGCCCCUGGGGCCGCUUUGAUCCCUACGACUUUCCAGAGGACCAAGACAAGGACUAUGUGGGCUUUGCCACACUGCCAAACCAAGUGCACCGUAAGUCUGUCAAGAAGGGCUUUGACUUCACCCUGAUGGUAGCAGGGGAGUCUGGUCUGGGCAAGUCCACCCUGGUCAACAGCCUCUUCCUCACAGACCUCUACAAGGACAGGAAGCUACUCAACGCUGAGGAGCGGAUCACUCAGACAGUGGAGAUCACUAAACACACAGUGGACAUUGAGGAGAAGGGCGUCAAGCUGAAGCUCACCAUCGUAGACACCCCUGGCUUUGGAGACGCUGUCGAUAACACUGAAUGCUGGAAGUCAGUGGCGGACUACAUCGACCAGCAGUUUGAGCAGUACUUCAGGGACGAGAGUGGACUGAACAGGAAGAACAUCCAGGAUAACAGAGUCCACUGCUGCCUCUACUUCAUUUCUCCCUUCGGACACGGCCUGAGGCCUCUGGAUGUGGAGUUUAUGAAGGCCCUUCAUGAGAAGGUCAACAUUGUGCCAAUCCUGGCCAAGGCAGAUACACUCACACCCACCGAGGUCAAGAAAAAGAAAUUCAAGAUCCGAGAGGAGAUCCAGCAGUAUGGGAUUAAGAUCUACCAGUUCCCAGACUGUGACUCUGAUGAGGAUGAGGACUUCAAACAGCAGGAUCAGGAGCUCAAGGACAGUAUACCGUUUGCGGUGAUCGGCAGCAACACGGUGGUGGAGGCCAAAGGGAAGAGGGUCAGGGGUCGUCUCUACCCCUGGGGCAUCGUGGAAGUGGAGAACUCGGCCCACUGUGACUUUGUGAAGCUGAGGAACAUGUUGGUGAGGACACACAUGCAGGACCUGAAGGAUGUGACACGGGAGACCCACUAUGAGAACUACAGGGCUCACUGCAUUCAGAGCAUGACCCGCAUGGUGGUGAAGGAACGCAACCGCAAUAAACUGACCAGGGAGAGCGGCACAGACUUCCCCAUCCCUGUGAUACCAAGUACCACAGACACAGAGACGGAGAAGCUAAUCCGAGAGAAAGACGAAGAGUUGCGGCGAAUGCAAGAGAUGCUCACAAAGAUCCAGGAACAGAUGCACACGCAGAAGGAGGCCUAUUAACCAAGGCUACCACGAGAACCCCUUUCCCCUGUGUAAAUAUAGGCCCCUUCUUUCCACUACUAGGGUGGGCACCCCUAGUACCACUCUACUCUAGUCCACAAACAUUGUCUGCUCCAGCUCAUCCAAACCCAACUGCCACCACUCCUCAUUUAGUCAAUAACCCCAACUAUCAGAGACUGAUCCAAGACCAGGCAUGAGGCAUUUACAGACAGGUGGCGGCAUGGCGAGAAGUUUCUUCUUCCAACAACAUGGAAGCCUUGCAUCUCCACACCUGUUGUGGAAACUCUAACGGUAACAACGGGCACCCCUGUCAGGUGCCAUUGCUAGAGCACAACACUGGUCCGGACAGCACAGACCUAACCACCUGCUUGUCCUUACAGGGUUAUGGCCGGGUCCUGCCUGCCUGCCUUCCACCCAUAGUUUAUAUGUGGUCUUGUCAAAAGAUAACUUUUUGCCUUCCAGUUUUGUCGCUAAUGUUCCUUGAUGUUUCUCCUUAGUGAACUCUAACCCCUGACAUUGGUUAAGGGAUAGACUGUAGAGCAUGUGUUGUCCUGUCCCUCUGCUAGGUGUUUGAAAGUUUAUAUUGUAACACGUUUAGAUGUGUGGUCUUAACCAACCUAGACAAGGUAUGGUUUGAGGGAGGUUGGCCUGCCAGAUUUGUAUUUUUUUGUCAUGCACAAUUUUUUCCCAAGAGCAUUUUUAAAAGGUCAAUACUGUAGAUGGGGAUCUUUUUUUACUAUUACAGGAUUGCAUCUAUCACUUGUAAUUAUUUUAUUUGCAUUGCUACACAGAAUAGCAAGAAAUUCCUUGUUGUGGAAUGAAUGACAAAUGUUACUGAAGUAGUGUUGUGUGUUUUUGGACAAAUGUAUGUUAAUAGGGCUAAUUAGUUUCCUUCAUGUUUCCAGUUCUAGCAUGCUCAAAUCUGGGUUGUUCGUUCUUGUAUAUAACUGACAAAGGAAACCCACUACUUACAGUUCUGAUAUCUGUAAUGAUAGUUUCCUGGAAUAUUGUUGACUUGCAGCUCUCCAGGGUCGUGUUCAGGGUCUUGUUAAAACUUUCUGCAGCGAAAACCAAAAGGUGUGUUCUUAGAACGGGAUUCAAUCCGAUUAUAGACAUUGUGACUUUUAAAGGCAAUUUCAGAUUGAGCUGACAUGCACAUUUACGUGAUAGGAUCUCCGCAAACAUGGGGAACAUUGCCUUUUAAAACCCGAGAUUGGACUGAAUCCCGGCCCGAAUGGACAAGUUCAGGCAGUAACUCCCUGUAGAAUUAUAUUUUUUUUACUGAACACGACCCAAAAGGAGAAAAGAGCAGGCUUGAGCUACUUAAGUGCCAGUCAAGAGACGCUGGCCUGGGGACCAAGCAGACAGGACAAGCCCCUUAUUCUGUCGGAUGUCAGGGGUUAGAGAAUGACCGGAUCGCCUCGUAUCUUAUAGAAGUGUCUGAUAUAGCAAGCCUUCAUUCAUGGGUUGAUAAACUCCGUAGACUUGAUGUUGAUUGUGGACAGUAAGUAUGCACCUACUCUUUUGAAGUACAUAUGUUUGUGGAUGGUUUUAUUAUGCAGUCAAAACAAGAAAUCAUGUAAUUAUUAUUUAGGUAUUUUCAACUUCCACGUUUCCCCACAAUUUUUGGCUUUAAACAAGUUUUGUUAUAAGAUGAAUAGUUGUGUAUUUAUUUUCCUCGGGUGCAAAUAUGAGGUCAUUCACAAGGAACAAGUCAUGAGAUAAAAAAAUACAUGUUUUGGAUUGUAUGAAUAUGCCAGAAAUUAAUGUUUCAAUGAGAAUAAAAUAUUUCAGAUCUGUA
Molecule: messenger RNA, 4677 nt
Organism: Oncorhynchus gorbuscha (pink salmon)
Lineage: Eukaryota; Metazoa; Chordata; Actinopteri; Salmoniformes; Salmonidae
Product: septin-4-like
Exons: 12
Coding region: 1296-2876 (526 amino acids)
Biological process (GO): regulation of exocytosis; cytoskeleton-dependent cytokinesis
Cellular component (GO): septin complex; septin ring; synaptic vesicle
Molecular function (GO): molecular adaptor activity; GTPase activity; GTP binding
Source: RefSeq, a predicted model, not a curated record